UCGAUCUCUUCGCGUGCCCCACGUGUUCCUGCCGCCCGGCUUCGGCGAAGUUUCGCAUGACAGGGCCUGGUGACACGAUGAUUUUGUGAUCAGUCGCCGGCGAUGAUGUGUUUGUUGCUUCCGGAGCAGAACAGAUAGCCAACUAGGAUCAUCUCCGCGCGUGCCCUUAUGCGUUUGAAGAAUGUGCCUGAAGAGUGAUACGGCCGGUCCGGAUUCGAGCCAGAGGUGUAGGCGGUAUGGCCAUCACCGACGAGGAGCUCUCGAGCGAUGAGCGGCCACGGCGCAGCGGUCUCUCGCGGUCCAGGAGUCUGCCGCAGCUGUCUCACCACGAUUCGGGGCUCGGGAGUUACUAUGGGGGCUCAGGUGUGGACGAACCUCCGGCAAGUCGGGCAGCCAGACUGGUCGCCGACUUGCGUCAGCUGCUGACCCUCAAGCAGCACUAUUACCCCGAGGGAGGUUGGGGAUGGGUGGUGCUCGUGUGCGCCGUCCUCGUGCAUAUCCUCAGCCACGGAAUGGUCAGCUCCGCCGGACUCUUCUACGUCGAGAUUGUCAGGAAGUUCGGCACGGCUGUAGCGGAACCAACAGGAUGGCUAGGUGCCAUGUCCACUGGAGUAGCCCUCCUCAUAUCGCCGGUGACCAUAGCCUUUUGCCGACGCAAAUCAACCAGGGUGACGGCGGUGAUGGGCGGCCUCAUAACUGCUCUCGGAUGCCUCUUUACUUCCUUCGCCACGCAGUUCCAUCAGCUAUUCUUCAGCUAUGGUACCGUUGUUGGUAUUGGUGUAGGCAUAACUCGAGACUGCUCAACUUUGAUGGUGGCUCAGUACUUCAAGAGGAGAAGAGAAUUCGUAGAAAUUUUCAUAGUGUCAGGUAGCGGUCUAGGAAUAGCAACGAUGUCCGUCAUCAUAAGAAGCACUAUUGGUGCUCUUGGAUGGAGAUUGGGACUGCAAGUCGUUACUGGUGCCAUCUCGGUAACGUUCAUACUAGGAACGUUCUACCGAUCAGCCUCGCUGUAUCACCCCCAAAGACGGGCGAUACUGCACAUAAAAAACCAAAAACGAAAAAUUAAGGAUAAGAAUAAAAUCGAAGACAAAGUGCCAUUUUUUGAUUUCAGUACUUUAAAGAGUAAAACCGUCCGGAUACUGCUCAUAUCGACUGGAAUAAGUGCUUUCGGUAUUAACACUCCCCUGUUCUAUUUAGCCUACCAAGCUGAAGAAGAGGGGCUUGGCGACUCCACCGUCUUUCUCCAGAUGUACCUGGGGCUGGCGUGGACCGUAGGAUGCGUGGUGUUCAGCACUCUCGUCUUGCAUAAUUCUACGGAGUGCAGGAUAGCGAGGCAGUACCUUUGCCAGACCGCGGUGUUUAUGUGUGGUUUGUCGAUAUUAGCUUUCACUGUGGUCAGUGGCAACUACCACGCUUACGUCAUGUUUGCCUGGAUAUACGGUAUCUUUUGUGGAGGAUAUCAUUACUCGCUGAAGAUGUACACUUAUGAAAGGGUUCGUGCGAGAAACUUUGCUAGGACUUGGGGUUUUGUCCAGUGUUCACAAGCUAUACCAAUAGUCAUUGGAGUGCCAUUUUCAGGUUAUAUGAACGAAAAAUGUGGGGAUCGUGCAGGGUACUACUUUAGUUCAACGUGCGUUUUAGUGGGAAGUCUAACUCUAUUCCUAAUAGACCUACACAGAAGAAAAAUUUCACGCCACAAGCAUACCAGAGAGAAUGGCACACGCCAUCUUUGCGUUUCGGAGACUUGUCCACAGAGAAGAAAACUUUCAUUUUCCCAGGAACCCGAUAACAAAGAUGGAGGCGUCACUCCUGGGGCAGCCGCGGCUGCUCUGGUGCUUGGCACCGACUUGGGGGCAACCCAAGGUAGCGGACUCAUAGACAAUAUUGUUGUAUCCAAUGACAAGCCUGAGUUAACUUGUAUUUCAGAAGAAGGUAUAGCAGACAUGGAUCUUCCAGAUAACCUUUUAGAUGAUUUAGAUUACAUAGGAGACUGCAUCACGUCGUGUAAUAAAGUAGAAAACUAUUUAAUGCUUAGUGAAUUCGAAAAUAAUUUAAUAGCGGAAAUGCCUGUGAUAUUAGACAGGAGGGGUAGGCGCUGGUCCCUUGCGAGACCAAAGCUCUCGCAAAACGAAGACGCCCCAGCCGAAGAAGAAAAUGGCGUAUCUAAGGGUAACGGAAAGUGGAAAGUUUUUCCGAAUCGUGUAAUUACUGUAAUAGAUGAAUCGUCCGUUUAGAAUUUUUUCUAUAUUUUACUGUUGAAUAUACUGCCAUUAGGAACGUAAAGACUCUACCUCAUAGAUAACGUCAUAGAGAACAGAGUACGUAAGUGGAAAGUACAAUAAUGAAUUUUUGGUUUGUGUAACAUUUGUAGUGAAAAUGCUGUGUAAUUAAAUUGUAGUAAUUUAUAUAUUCUAAAUAUAUAUUAUUAUCCAU
Messenger RNA from Anoplophora glabripennis (Asian longhorned beetle), 2433 nucleotides. Its product is annotated as monocarboxylate transporter 12-like. The transcript has 9 exons. The record is from RefSeq and is a predicted model, not a curated record. Gene Ontology annotation, biological process: transmembrane transport. Gene Ontology annotation, molecular function: monocarboxylic acid transmembrane transporter activity. NCBI's taxonomy places the organism in Eukaryota, Metazoa, Arthropoda, Insecta, Coleoptera, Cerambycidae. Bases 237 to 2234 code for a protein of 665 amino acids.